UAAACCCAAUAAAAUUGUAAUUUUGAGUCAACCCAGGAAAUGAAAAAACUAAUUUAUUUGGUUGGUUGGGCCUGGGCUUGGUUAUAUGUUUAUUUGAAGGGGAUCUAGAUUCUGGAGUAGAAGGACCUGGGAGGUUGAAGAAACAGUGAUCGGAAUUAGUCGGUCACAACUGGGCGUCACCGUGGUUGGCGAUCGGCGUAUACCGGUUCUUUACUGAAGGAUAGGAUAGGAUAGGAUGUUGCCGACUUCAUCGAAAGGGCGAAUGCCCACUCGCACCAACCCCAUUUUCCCUCAGUACCUCCGUAGAAUAAUCAAGUGGCAACAAAUGGACAUUGAAUACACUUUCUGGCAAAUGCUUCAUUUAUGUACCUCCCCAAAAGUCGUCUAUCAGCACACCAAGUACCAUAAGCAAACCAAAAAUCAGUGGGCACGUGAUGAUCCUGCUUUUGUUGUAAUUUGCAUUCUUCUUUUGGCGGUUUCAGCUGUGGCAUAUUCUGCUGCGUAUGAUCAUAGCGUUGGGCAUGCUGUUUAUGUGGUUUUAUCAGUGACAAGUGUUCAUUUUCUUUUAAUGGGAGCUGUUUUGGCUACUAUUUGCUGGUUUUUGACAAAUACGUAUCUUCGGGAAGAAACCUCAAACAGUCACGUGGUUGAGCAACGGGUUGAAUGGUUAUAUGCAUUUGAUGUGCACUGCAACUCCUUUUUCCCGUUGUUUAUUGUGCUGUAUGUGAUACAUUUUUUCAUAUCACCUCUUCUGGUGGCACACGGUUUUGUUCCCCUUCUGCUGUCGAAUCUGAUUUUUAUGGCUGCCGUAUCGUAUUAUCACUACCUCAACUUUUUGGGUUAUGAAGUGCUUCCAUUUUUAGAGAAGACUGCUUUCUUCUUAUACCCAAUCGGCAUUGUGAUCAUAUUUACGCCCAUUUUGAUCUUAAGUGGGUUUAAUCCUUCAAGAUACUUGAUGAACAUUUACUUUAGUCAGUAGUGGUGAUUUGAAGUUUGAAGAAAAGAUGGUAUGAAUACUAGAAAAUGAAUAGUAGUGUUGAUUGCUUAUUGUACACAGAAAGAAAGGAAAGCUAGGAUGUGUAAAUGCACCUAAUGUCAUUUGGACUUAAUGUCUUUUCACACAGCCCCACAUUUGAGGAAGAAAUCUGGUUUUGAUGCGACAUAUUUUUGUCUGUUACAACUCUUAGUUUUUAGUUAGUUAGUUUGUUUGUUGUGUUUUUGAGUAUUCUAUUCUAAUGUGUUAAAAUUAAAAUCA
This is a messenger RNA of Helianthus annuus (common sunflower), 1255 nucleotides long. RefSeq names its product protein unc-50 homolog. The transcript has 10 exons. The record is from RefSeq and is a predicted model, not a curated record. Bases 236 to 979 code for a protein of 247 amino acids. Lineage: Eukaryota; Viridiplantae; Streptophyta; Magnoliopsida; Asterales; Asteraceae. Gene Ontology annotation, cellular component: Golgi membrane.